AUGAAAGAUGAUGAAGUAAAUAAUUUAGGUAAUAUGCUAUACACUUUAUUGGGGUCUGUUUUUGCCUCAAUUAUAAGCAGAACUUUACUAUAUCCAUUAGACACAAUUAAAACAAAUAAGCAAGUUCAUAUAAAUAAUUACAAAACUUAUCAAAAUUUCGAUAAAUUUUUUUUUUUUUCAUUUAUUAAAAAAUUUGGUUUUAAAGGAUUAUAUAAAGGUUUUCUUUUUGCAUCUUUAACAACAAUUCCGGCGACAAGUUUAUAUUUUUGUUGUUUUGAAUAUUUAAAAUUAAAAAGAAUAGAUUUCAAAAAAAAAUACAAAGAAAAAUCUGAAGAUGAGAAUUUUGAUCAUUUAAAUUACUUCGAUUAUUUUUCUUUAGGUUUAUUAGCAGAAAUUAUAUCAUGUAUCAUAUUUGUUCCAAUAGAUGUUGUUAAAGAAAGACUGCAAGCACAAAAGUAUUUGCAAUUAAGAGAAUAUAAUAAAUCUUACUAUUUGAUAAAAGAUCUAAUUAAUAGAGAUGGAUUCUUUAGAUUAUAUAGAGGAUAUACUUCUACAUGUUUAACAUAUGGUAUGUUCGGUGGAUUUUUUUUCUUUUUUCAGAAUAUUGGUCAAAAACUAAUGAAGGAAUUAAGUAUAGAAUCGUCAAAUUUUAACAGCUUUCAAUUAAAUCUUAUUUGCUCCUUUUUAUCUGGUCUAAUAACAUCUCCUUUUGACGUAGUUAGGAUUAGGUAUCAAAUUCAAGAAAAAAAUAAAACAUUGUUCUAUUAUAAUAAUUCCUUUGAUGGAAUAAAUAAAUUGUUAAAAGAAGGAAAUAUUUUUAAUUUAUUUAAAGGAAACAUAUAUAGAUGUAGCUUACUCUGCCUUAGUAUGUCAAUUAAUGUAACUAUUAUUGAAAUUCUUAAAAAAAUUCUUAAUAAUACAAAUAAUAUAAAAAAUUAA
Molecule: messenger RNA, 939 nt
Organism: Plasmodium relictum
Lineage: Eukaryota; Apicomplexa; Aconoidasida; Haemosporida; Plasmodiidae
Product: mitochondrial carrier protein, putative
Exons: 9
Coding region: 1-939 (312 amino acids)
Biological process (GO): folate import into mitochondrion; nucleotide transport
Molecular function (GO): FAD transmembrane transporter activity; folic acid transmembrane transporter activity
Source: RefSeq, a predicted model, not a curated record